UUUGUCUCCCCACACCCUGCACUGGCCACUGUCUCUCACCUGGGCUCUACCGGCACUUCAAACUGUGCUAGUCUUUGCAAACUCUUCUGGUAGAAGUCACCCCACGUUCCUAAACACCUCAGCACCAGGACUGGGAGGGGCCCAGAGAUGAUACCUCUUUCCCUGUCCCUCCUCGGGACCACCACUUGGGACCCCUAGACAGAAGGCUUCUGGUGUUCUUACCCUGCUGUGUCUCCCACAGCCGGAAUGAGCGAAGGGUUCUGGUCGGGUGGUGGCACCAGCUGUUCUUUGAACAUUACAGAGUCACCGUGACUGACAUUGAGAAGGAGCUGAUUGAGCUGAGAGAAAGCCAGGAGCGAGGCAAGGCAGCCAUGGAGAACUCAGUCUCUGAGGCCUCUCUUUAUCUUCAGGAUCAGCUGGACAAGCUCCGAACGAUCAUCGAGGGCAUGCUGAGCUCCUCCUCCACGCUGCUGUCCAUGAGCAUCACCCCGCACAAGUCCGCAAGCACCCUGUUGCCCGGCCAGCUCGAUCCCGAGGCCACCUGUCCUGCCUGCAGUCUGGAUGUGAGCCAUCAAGUCAGCCUGCUGGUACAGCGCUAUGAGCAGUUACAGGACAUGGUCAGCAGCCUGGCUGCCUCCAGGCCCUCCAAGAAGGCCAAGCUGCAAGGUCAGGAUGAGGAACUGCUGGGCCAUGUGCAGAGUGCCAUCCUGCAAGUCCAGGGCGACUGUGAGAAGCUCAACAUCACCACGAGCAACCUCAUCGAGGACCAUCGGCAGAAGCAGAAGGACAUUGAGGUGCUGUACCAGGGGAUAGAGAGGCUGGAGAAGGAAAAGGCUGACAGAGAGCACCUGGAGAUGGAGAUUGACGUGAAAGCCGACAAGAGUGCUCUUGCCUCCAAAGUGAGCCGGCUCCAAUUUGACGCCACCACGGAGCAGCUGAACCAUAUGAUGCAGGAACUGUUAGCCAAGAUGAGCGGACAGGAGCAAGACUGGCAGAAACUUCUUGACAAGCUCCUGGCAGAGAUGGACAGCAAGCUGGACCGCCUGGAGCUGGACCCGUUGAAGCAGAUGUUGGAGGAUCGUUGGAAGUCGCUGCGGCAGCAACUCAAAGAGCGCUCUCCACUCUACCAGGCGGACGAGGCGGCAGCCAUGCGGAGGCAGCUCUUGGCUCAUUUCCACUGCUUGUCGUGUGACCGCCCCUUGGAGACAGCUGUGACUGGACAAGUCAUCUCUAUGACCCCCAUAGUUCCCAGCAUGCCGGGGCACCGUUCUAUCCGGCCUUACACUGUGUUUGAGCUGGAGCAGGUCCGACAGCAGAGCCGCAACCUGAAGCUGGGCGGCAACCUCCCUCGGGGUGAUCUGUCCCAGAUGGAAAGGAGCGUGGGGCGCCUGCGCAGCAUGCACUCCAAGAUGCUGAUGGACAUCGAGAAAGUGCAGAUCCACUUUGGAGGCUCUGUGAAGGCCAGCAGCCAGAUGAUCCGAGAGCUGCUGCACGCUCAGUGCCUGAGCCACCCGUGCUACAAACGGGGGGUAGAUACGGCAGAUUACACCUACUCAACCGUACCCCGUCGCUGUGGGGGCAGCCACACCCUCACCUACCCCUACCGCCGGAACCGCCCGCAGCACCUGUCCCCGCUGGAGGAGAUCCAAAUUGCCAUGAAGCACGAUGAGGUUGAUAUCUUGGGCCUUGAUGGGCACAUCUACAAGGGACGGAUGGAUACAAGGCUGCCAGCGAUCCUAGCCAAAGACGGCCCAGGAAUGACAAAGCACAAAACGAAACAGCUGCAACAGCUGCAGCAGCUGCAGCAGCUGCAGCAGCUCCAACAGCUCCAGCAGCUCCAGCAGGCCCAGCAUGCCCGGCCCCACUUGCACAGGCAGCCUUCCCUGAGCAGCAGCAGCCUGCUGCCCUCUCGGCCUCAGAGCGCACAGAUGUUGGCUGACAGCAAUCCAGUUUCUUCAGGGCAAAAGAAAGACAGACCAGUCUCCACUGAGGGGCGUCUCUCCAGCCCCCCACACAUGGCAAACCUGCAUGGCAGCCAGUCUGAGCUGAACUUGCACAUGGAUGUCCCCCCGGGGGAAGGGCUGGAGGAGCCCACCCGAGGCCCGCGCUCCACCACCGCUCACUGAACACAGGUAUAAAUAAAUGUUUGAAAAAAGGAGUUGGGUGCC
Molecule: messenger RNA, 2168 nt
Organism: Acomys russatus (golden spiny mouse)
Lineage: Eukaryota; Metazoa; Chordata; Mammalia; Rodentia; Muridae
Product: glutamine-rich protein 2
Exons: 13
Coding region: 372-2126 (584 amino acids)
Source: RefSeq, a predicted model, not a curated record